This is a messenger RNA of Trifolium pratense (red clover), 2987 nucleotides long. RefSeq names its product transcription factor MYC2-like. Bases 749 to 2671 code for a protein of 640 amino acids. NCBI's taxonomy places the organism in Eukaryota, Viridiplantae, Streptophyta, Magnoliopsida, Fabales, Fabaceae. The record is from RefSeq and is a predicted model, not a curated record. Gene Ontology annotation, cellular component: nucleus. The transcript has a single exon. Gene Ontology annotation, biological process: regulation of DNA-templated transcription. Gene Ontology annotation, molecular function: DNA-binding transcription factor activity; transcription cis-regulatory region binding; protein dimerization activity.
AAACAGUUUAUGCAAUUUUUAUAUAUUGUUAUAAGUUUGUCAAGGUAUUUAUCAUAAAAUAGCUUAUAAAAUUAUAAUUUUCACUAAUGUGAAUUUAUAAAAUAGCAUAAAACCUAAUUUAUAUUGCAUAAGUUCUAAAAUAAGCGGGCCAAACAAGUAAUCUUCUUAAUUUUUUUUUUGUUUACAAUGAGCUAGAGAUCAAACCCAAAUCUAAAGUAUACUGCCCAAACUCCUCACCACUAGACCAACUUUAGUGGCUUAAAAACUUCUUAAUUUUACUCUACAGGUCUACACUGUGUUUAUAUUUUGGGUCUUCUUAACAAGUUAAGAUAUACCAAAAUAGAAAUUCAACAUUUAAUGAUACAAGAAAUUUAAUGCUUCAAAAGUCAAAAUGCACAAAUUAACAUUUAAUAAUUUUUAUUUUUGCUUUCUUAACAUGUGCCUUAAGGGUAGGAAACAGUUUUCCAACUUUUUUCGUGCAAUUUAAUGGUCGUGACCUCUCUUUUCCUGGAAACCUCACUUCACUCUUCAUUACUAUUUCAAAACCUAAAUUCACUCCAAAUAAAUAUCCAAAAGAAAUCGGAACACUCUCAUUAGUCAUCACCCUUAUCUCACUUACUCUCUCUAUACCUCCGCUCGUGUCGCAACAAAUUCUAUUCCCAAACAACAAACUCCCUAUUACCAACUCCCUCCCUUCCUCAUUUUCAUACAGCCGCCGCAUCUCCACUCUCCAUUUCUGUUGCAUGGAAUGGCUGAAUACCGCUCACCACCGUUAAAUAUCUGGACAGACGACAACUCAUCUGUCAUGGAAGCUUUCAUGAGUACAGCCGAUCUCUCCAAUCUAUGGCUUCCAACACCACACUCCGCUACAUCAACAACAACCACACCAGCAGCCGACACGAAUCGACAACAACAACCACCACAACAGCAGCCUCUUUUCAAUCAAGAGACUCUCCAACACCGUCUUCAAGCUUUAAUUGAAGGCGCAAAACAGAAUUGGACUUACGCCAUCUUCUGGCAGCCGUCUUAUGACUAUUCUACCGCCACGCCACUCCUCGGCUGGGGAGACGGAUAUUACAAAGGCGAAGAUGACAAAGAAAAAGCCAAAAGAGUUACUAGAACCAUUACGCUUGAAGAACAAGAGCAUCGCAAACAAGUUCUACGUGAACUUAAUGCUUUAAUUUCUGGCUCCUCUGGCUCUGACGAUGUUGUUGACGAAGAUGUCACCGACACUGAGUGGUUUUUUCUCACUUCAAUGACACAAUCUUUCGUCAACAACAGCGGAUCAUUGAGCCAGGCAUACUUUAAUUCCACUCCGGUGUGGAUCGCCGGAGGUGAGAGGCUUUCUGGUUCCAACUGUGGACGAGCCCGUGUAGCACAUGGUCACGGGCUUCAAACCUUUGUAUGUAUACCAACGCCGUCUUCAAACGGCGUCGUUGAGCUUGGUUCUACGGAGGUAAUUCCAUAUAGCGCUGAGUUAAUUGAAAAGAUUCGUGUUCUGUUUAAUUUCAGCAAUCCUGAAGGAGGAUCCUGUCCGUUGAAUUCCGUUGUAACUGGUCAAAGUGAGAACGAUCCUUCCUCUGUUUGGCUCAACGAUCUCUCUGGUUCUGCUGCGAAUGAAAUUCCAGAUUCCGUUAACGCCGCUAACGCAACCGUUUCUGCAAAAACGUUGCCGUUUGAAACAAAUGGUUCUUCCAGUACUUUAACGGCAACACCAAGCGUCGUCGCUCAGCGUCAGAACCAGAACCAGAGUUUCUUCCCGAAGGAACUGAAUUUUUCGAAUUCACUGAAACCAGAAUCCGGCGAGAUUUUGAAUUUCGGUGAAAGUAGAAAGAAUUCUUACAGCGCCGGUAACGGUAAUUUCUUUACCGGUCAGUCACAGUUUGCUGCCGGUGAAGAAAAUAGAAAAAGAAGGUCGCCUGCGUCUAGAAACAGCAUUGACGAUGGAAUGCUUUCGUUCACUUCCGGCGUACUCUUACCGGCUUCAAAUAUGAAAUCCGGCGGCGGUGGAGGCGGAGAUUCCGAUCAUUCGGAUCUAGAAGUUUCCGUUGUAAAGGAAGGUGACAGCAACAGAGUACUGGAACAAGAGAAGCGGCCACGGAAGCGAGGACGAAAACCGGCCAACGGAAGAGAAGAACCAUUGAAUCAUGUUGAAGCAGAAAGACAGAGAAGAGAAAAGCUUAAUCAAAGAUUCUACGCUCUACGCGCGGUGGUUCCAAACGUUUCGAAAAUGGACAAAGCUUCACUUCUCGGAGACGCAAUUUCUUACAUAAAUGAAUUGAAAUCAAAGCUUCAAGGACUUGAAUCGUCAAAAGGUGAAUUAGAGAAACAAUUAGAUACAACUAAAAAGGAACUUGAACUAGCAAGCAAAAAUCCAAUUCCAUUAGAUAUAGAAAUUGAAAAAACAAGCUCUAAGCUGGUUGAUUUGGAGAUAGAUGUGAAGAUUAUGGGUUGGGAUGCAGUGAUUAGGAUUCAAUGUAGUAAGAAGAAUCAUCCCGCGGCGAAGUUGAUGGCGGCAUUGAAAGAAUUGGAUCUUGAAGUGAAUCAUGCUAGUGUGUCUGUAGUGAAUGAUUUGAUGAUUCAACAAGCUUCGGUUAACAUGGGAAGUCGAUUUUACACUAAGGAACAGCUUUCAUCUGCUCUUUCUUCCAAAAUUGGUGAUGCACAAUGAGAUUAUUUUAUGUAAAAUUUUUAUGUUCUUUCUUCUGUUUUUUAGAUUUUUAGCUAGUACUAGUACUUUUUUGUUAGCUUAUUUUAGAUUUUUGAGGUAAUUUUAUUGUUGGGUGUGAUGGAUGAAGUAGUAGUAUUAGGGGACAUCUUUUAUUCAUGCCUAUGGGGGACAUUUUCUCUUUUUUUAGGUAAUUUUUUUUUUGUGUUGAGUACAUAUAUGUUUCUCAAUUAUCAUAAAUGUGAACUCUACUUCAUCAACUUUCUGGGAUAUUAAUAUUAUUAUUAACUAUGAAGCUUAUGAAUCCUUUAUUGUGAUA